GAUGUAGGUAGAAUUAGUUGUACCAAACGCGCAUGUGCCAUCCUUCGAGAGCAUCUUUAAAAAAUGGCGGAAGCAAAUCAAUUUAUGGUAUCUGUAGCCAAAAUAGAUGCUGGAAUGGCAAUUCUAAUAACACCCUCAUUUCAUAUUAUAGAGUUCCCGUCGGUUUUGCUACCUGAGAAUGUAAAAGCAGGAUCCAUUGUUGAUAUGUCUGUACGCCAUAAUAGAGAAGAGGAAGCUUCCCGUGAGAAAGAAUUUGAUGAUAUUCAAAAUGAAAUUUAUGAAGCCUAUGGCCAAAACCUUCCUUCGGCACCUGUUUUAAGGGUAAGAAACGUUACCCAAACAAGUAUCGUUUUAGAGUGGGAUGCAUUACAGUUAGGAACUUCAAGACUGAAAAGCCUCUGUCUUUACAAAAACAAUAUCCGUGCUUUAAAGAUUACCAAUUUAUUGAGUACACAACAUGCAAAACUUAGUGGAUUAUCCUUAGACACUGACUACGAUUUCACGCUCGUUCUCGACACUACAGCUGGACGCUUCAGUAGUAAACAUUUACAAGUUAAAACUCUUCGUAUGAUUGAUUUGACGGGUAUACAGGUCUGCGUUGGUAACAUGGUACCUGAGGAAAUGCAAGCUUUGCAGAAAUGUAUCGAAAGAAUUCAUGCCAAGCCCAUCCAAACUAGCGUUCAAAUUGACACAACUCAUUUCAUUUGCUCUUCCGUAGGCGGUCGUGAAUACGAUCGUGCAAAGACUGCCAACAUCCCAGUGCUUGGUGUUGAUUAUCUACUUAAGUGCGAAUCGGAAGGGAGACUUGUUAAUGUUAGCGGGUUCUAUAUUGAAAACCGUUCUGGCGGAUCUUCUGCAAAUAUCAGUCGCCUGAAUGUUGCCAACGUGCAAACUCCUCCCGUUCAAAACACAGAAGCGCAAACUGUCAAUCAGGCCUCUACCACCCAGCCCGCGGAAGAAAACAAGCCUGUUGCUGAACAAUCUAAAGAAGAACCUCCAAAGGAACAGUUUGAGGCUCCUGUAAACGGACAUGCAGAAAAACAACCCAAUGAACAGAAAGAACAGGGUGAAGCGGGAGAAUUACAGGCCAAGAAUGAAACGAGUGCUUCUUCCAAAGAGCCCACUAGCUCGUCGAAUCCCCUAAAUUCCGCAGAGCAGUCUGUCGAUGUAUCAAGUGAUAUCAUUCCUCCUAGCAACACUAAUAAUAAAGCUCAAAAUACAGAGCCAAGCAACUCAAAAGCUGAAAUUGAAGGCAGCGAUAAGGAUGAACUGAAUGAAACUAGUGGUCACGAAUCGGAACAACCUAAGCAAGAAGGUAUUACUCAAAACGAUAUGGAGCCUAUACAAGAAGGAAAUGAAUCAAAUGUUACUACGGAUAAUGAAGUUCAGAGUCAAUCUGCCGACGAGCAUGCAAAUAAUGAUUCGACUGACAAAGAAGAAUUGGCAGAACCUUCUCCUAAAGUCAGUGAAGAGAAGGCUACUGAAGAGAACGUCAAUAAUAAGACACAGCUAAAGGAUGAAGUUAAGCCGAGUGAUGCUGAAGAAGUUGAUGAACCCAAAAGUGUGAAUGAUGCAAAUCAAGAAGACACUGCUGAAAAUAAUGAGAACAGAAGCUCGGACAAGGAAACCGAAGAUGAGAAUCAAGUUAAUGAAGAUGAGAAUCCGUCUACUGAAAAAAAAGAAUCUGCAGAUUUAACUGAACCCGAAGCAAAGGCGGACUCAGACGAUUUUGAAAAUGUAAAUCUUGGUUAACGUUUGCAAUGUUAUAUUUCUUUUUCAUACUACAUUAAUAUGUUCUUAAAUCAUUCUAGGUUUAACAUUCUACGAGUAUUCUCCAUUUCUCCGAUCUUUUAAUUAAAGGCACGCGUACUCCGUUUUGAAUGGUGAUCGUUUGAUAGCCUCGUAAUCGUCUCGUCCAUGGCAAGACGUCUAUAUAGAUGUUGUUAGUAAUUAAAAUUUAUGUCGACUUAAUUCUUUUUCAUGCGUUCGAAUGGUUACGUUGAUGUUGGUAC
Schizosaccharomyces octosporus yFS286 is the source of this 2012-nucleotide messenger RNA. RefSeq names its product chs five like protein Cfr1. Gene Ontology annotation, molecular function: protein dimerization activity. The transcript has a single exon. The record is from RefSeq and is a predicted model, not a curated record. Gene Ontology annotation, cellular component: trans-Golgi network; exomer complex. Bases 64 to 1752 code for a protein of 562 amino acids. Gene Ontology annotation, biological process: Golgi to plasma membrane transport; conjugation with cellular fusion. NCBI's taxonomy places the organism in Eukaryota, Fungi, Ascomycota, Schizosaccharomycetes, Schizosaccharomycetales, Schizosaccharomycetaceae.